UUUCCCCACCUGGAAGUUGGAACAUUUUAAUAGAAAUAGUCUGUGAUGUCACCCAGCGAACUUUGUAAAUGUUCUCGACAGGCACACACAGUGAGGGGGAAUGUGCAAGUCUGUUUGCCCGUGUGAAUCACCGCACCCUUGCAAACGAGACGAUUACUAAUUCAUCACUGACUGUAUAAUUGAACCGACAGGGGAACACCAACGCUUUCUGCCUCUAUAUAAAAUUGAAGAUCACUGCAGGUGAAAAAACAGAGGCUCUCUUAGGUUAUUCCAACAGUGAACAACCGAGAUGACUACACAUCUGUCCUUACUGCUGCUGUUUGCAUAUGCCUCCACAGGCUCUUCAGAUCCAAGUAGCUGUAGGGGUCGUUGUGGCGAAGGCUACUACAGAGGAAGUUUGUGCCAGUGUGACUACGAGUGUCUGAGCUUAAAUGAGUGCUGUUCAGACUUUACACAGAUGUGUACUACAAAGGACUCAUGCAAAGGACGCUGUGGGGAGCCUUUUCAUAGAGGCAAUCCAUGUCACUGUGAUAUUGACUGUGUCUCAUUCAAUCAGUGCUGCCCUGAUUAUGAGAACAUGUGCUUGGUGGAAGAUACUGCCUUAAAACCAAGAAAAACUGCCACCGCAGCUCAAAGGACCGCUAACUUAUGCCUAAACAUAAAGAAUAAAAAGUCUACAGAAACCUCCAAUGAGGAGAUGACCAAUGAUGAAGGGAUUGGAGAAGAGUUAACGAUCCCUGAAGAUGAAAGUGAGUCCACACCUUCUGAGGGCCUUGUUUUGUCCUCUACAGAUGCAAGCAGCAUGCUCCCUGCUGAUGAGAACCCAACAGAAGGUCCAUCAAGUGCAACACCAACAGAGGGUCCUACUAGCACAGCACCAACAGAAGGUCCUCCAAGCACAGAACCAACAGAAGGUUCUCUAAGCACAGAACCAACAGAAGGUUCUACAAUCACAGCACCUACAGAAGGCCCAUCAAGCACAGCACCAAUAGAAGGUCCAUCAAGCGCAGAACCAACAGAGGGUCCUACUAGCACAGCACCAACAGAAGUUCCAUCGAGCACAGCACCAACAGAAGGUCCUCCAAGCACAGCACCAACAGAAGUUCCAUCGAGCACAGCACCAACAGAAGGUCCUCCAAGCACAGCACCAACAGAAGUUCCAUCGAGCACAGCACCAACAGAAGUUCCAUCAAGCACAGCACCAACAGAAGUUCCAUCAAGCACAGCACCAACAGAAGUUCCAUCAAGCACAGCACCAACAGAAGUUCCAUCAAGCACAGCACCAACAGAAGUUCCAUCAAGCACAGCACCAACAGAAGUUCCAUCAAGCACAGCACCAACAGAAGUUCCAUCAAGCACAGCACCAACAGAAGUUCCAUCAAGCACAGCACCAACAGAAGUUCCAUCGAGCACAGCACCAAAAGAAGGUCCAUCAAGCGCAGAACCAACAGAAGGUCCAUCAACCACAGCACCAACAGAAGUUCCAUCAAGCACAGCACCAACAGAAGGUCCAUCAAGCACAACACCAACAGAAGGUCCAUCAAGCAGAGCACCAACAGAAAAUUCUGUCACUGAAAUGAUUACCAAGGCACAGAGUGAAGACCCAGAGGAAUUGUCAUCUCUCAAGGAUCCUAGAGCUACCCCUGUCCCAAAGAAGACGCCAUCCGCUCCUGCUCCAGUGAAACCAACAAAAAACCCCAUUAAACCUAGCAUAGACGAGAACGACAAAUCCGAACCAAAGGAACCUCUCAAGGAUCUUAGUGGCAUUGUUCCAAUCAAACCAGCAGAAAAACCUCUUAAACCUAGCUCAGACAAGAAUGGCAAAACAGAUAGUAUUAGAGAUUAUCAAGCUGAUGAUUAUGACACUAACCUCUGCAGUGGGCGUCCAGUCAGUGGUUUGACUACUCUCAGAAAUGGUACCAUUGUGGUGUUCAGAGGACAUUAUUUUUGGACACUGGACAAACAGAGAAAUCCUGAUCCUCCUCAGUUAAUUACAAAGGUGUGGGGAAUCCCAUCUCCCAUCGACACGGUUUACACCCGCUGCAACUGCCAGGGCAAAACCUACUUCUUCAAGGGAAGGAACUACUGGAGGUUUGAGAAUGGUAUGAUGGAUCCUGGCUUUCCCAAACCCAUCAGCCAGGGUUUCGGACAGAUUGGUCAUAUCACAGCUGCUUUAUCUAUACCUCAGUACAGAAGCAGAAGAGAGUCGGUAAUCUUCUUCAGAAGAGGUGAAAUGGCACAAACGUACACAUACCAGGUUACUCCCAGCUGUGGGAAAAAGCCAAGAUAUCCUGUGUUUACAGUGAGGACGAGAGCCAGACGACAAGCUGUACUUCCUGGAACAGAUGUUUCACAAAGGCCUCAAACAGGACAUUUUGUUCCAAAUGCAGCUCUGGGGCAAGUGAUCAGUAUCUCAAAGACCUGGAGAGGAUUUCCGACCAUAGUGACCUCAGCCGUGUCUGUUCCUUCAAGGGUGAAAGAAGGAUACAAGUAUUACGUAUUCUCUCAAAACAAGUAUUACAGCAUGAAAAUGGAAAGAGAAAAACCAGUGAUCCUAAAACCUGCUACUGGUCCAAAGGAAAGCUCAGCAACCAGCUUCUUUAAAUGCCCAGAAACCCAGAAAAACUGAGUCAUUCAUGUCUUUCUCUCAUGCCAUAUAUUGUAAAUUUAUAUUUCUAGUGAUACACUUGUCUUCGGUGCAGUGGAAAACAACAUUUCAUGGUAAAGCUGCAUCUUUGGAGACAGAAUUAUGGACAAAAAGAUUUCCUUCAAAACAGUUUUAUUGUACGGAUGUAAACUCAUUCAAAUAACAUUGAUGGAUUGUUCAGAGCAUUAAACUAACAAACAAAACUUAUAAUACAUAGCCUUAAAGCAGAAAAAAGGUAUGGCUGUGUUCUUUUGGAGAGAAUGUGUUGCUCCA
Sinocyclocheilus anshuiensis is the source of this 2920-nucleotide messenger RNA. It is a transcript of the gene prg4b, whose product is annotated as proteoglycan 4b. The coding region runs from base 290 to 2629 and encodes 779 amino acids. The record is from RefSeq and is a predicted model, not a curated record. Gene Ontology annotation, molecular function: scavenger receptor activity; polysaccharide binding. Gene Ontology annotation, biological process: immune response. Lineage: Eukaryota; Metazoa; Chordata; Actinopteri; Cypriniformes; Cyprinidae. The transcript is spliced from 14 exons.